Molecule: messenger RNA, 1308 nt
Organism: Meleagris gallopavo (turkey)
Lineage: Eukaryota; Metazoa; Chordata; Aves; Galliformes; Phasianidae
Source: RefSeq, a predicted model, not a curated record
GAAGGGGCUGAUGAGGGUGGGGGAAAACUGCUCGGAAGCGGAGCUGUUCCGCGUUUCCUCCGCGCCGCCCCCGCCCGCCCGUUUCGCCAUUGGCUCUCGGAGCGCUCCUGGCCCCGCGCCUCAAAGCCGCGCAUCGCCCCGCGCAUCCCGCAGCUCCGCGUCCCCCGGCUCUCCCCGUUAUCCCUUCUGUCUGGGGGAAUCGUUUCUUUUUAUGUCCCUUCUUAUUGUUAAUAUCGCUUUGUUGUUGUUAUUAUUUAUUAGCGCUCUUAUUUAUCGUUCCUCUUAUUUCCCUUUCCAUCUCCUCGCCCGGGACGCGCAGCCGGCCGUCCUUUCUCCUCCGGCCCCCAGCCCCGCUCGCUCCGUUCCCCGCAAUCCGACGCGGGGCUCUUCGAGAUGAACCUCAACUUCACCUCUCCGGUUCACCCGGUCCCCGCGCCCCGACCCACCUCCUUCUUCAUCGAGGACAUCCUGCUGCACAAGCCCAAGCCCCUGCGGGAGGUUCCACCCGAGCACUUCGCCGGCUCCUUGGCCUCCCGCGUCCCGCUCUUGGACUAUGGCUACCCCCUGAUGCCCGCCCCGACGCUGCUGGCUCCACACCCGCACCCGGCCCUGCACAAACCGGAGCACCAUCACCACCACCACCCCUACUUCCUCACCACCUCGGGUAAGUGCGGGGCUUUGCGGGUGCAGCCCGAGAUGGAGAAAGGCUCCUCAACCCCGCGCAGGGUGCGGGUUUCUGUUUUGGGGCUUCGGGUCCCUGCCUUGCCGAGCCCUCGACUUCGUCAGCGGGGAUCGGAGAGCUCAACCAGCCGAGAUUUUGAGCCCAGCGACCCCAGGCUUUCCCUCUCCCCCUCUGCUCUUUUAUUUCGUUUUGAACUCUUUUAUAUUAUGGUUCUGGAAUGGGACCGGGCUUCACUUUUCCACGUCCAUCAGCAGCGCUGGGGCCGUGCCGGACCAUCCCGGGGCGGGGGGAGACUCCGCGCCCGUCCGUCCCCCCGAACCCUUCCCAGGGCCGCUUCCUCCAAAGUUUCUCCUCGGGAGGCCGAAGUUUUUCUCUGUGUGGCCAUUCUCUCACUGCCUUCAUUUCCUUCGGCUUUUCUCCCGUCUCCUGGGUACAUUUCGUUGGCUUUAAUUGCUCGGAGGGUGAUCGCUCCGUUUCUGAGAUCGGCUGAACCGCACCUGCUGGGGAUGGCUCGGAUGGGGCGUUUUCAGAGAGAAGCUGUUCCUCACACCAUGAAGGCAGCCACCAAAAUCAGUCCUUUCUUCACACCCCUGCCUCUUCUCGUGCACCUCCCAGCCUCCUUGUAA